AUGGAACUGUCAAGGCAGGAGUACCCUGCAUUGUUGACCUCGUUGCAGCCAAACCAGGCCACCGCCGUUCUCAAUGAUCGCAUUCGUCUCAUCAAUAAAGUCAAUACCGACAUUGCAGACUGGCUCCAGGAACGGAGACGCGUCGAGGAAUUAUACGUUCAAGGCCUGCGCAAACUGGCCAGAAGACCGCAGCUAGAUGGAGGUGCCGCGCUGGGCAUUUUUCAACUACCGUGGAAUCGCAUAACUUCCGCUACCGAAGCACUCGCAGCUUCUCAUGAAGUUCUCGCCGCGAAGAUCGAAGAAGACGUGGAAAGGCCGCUCAGAGAGUAUGGAUCGAGGAACCAAGAACUAAGUGCGAUGCCGACCAUCCAUUCCGAUCUGACACACCUGGCAAAAGGCUUGGAAGCCGCACAAAAGAAAUUGGAAAAGGCAAAGGAGAAAGGUGCCAAAGGAGCAGACAAGGUUGCGGCCGCUGUUGCUUCCGUAACCCAGGCCACUCAGCAGUGGGAGUCACAGGCGCCGUUUGUUUUUGAACAGCUUCAAGCCAUCGAUGAGAGCAGACUUAAUCACCUUCGAGAUGUGCUCACUCAGCUGCAGACUCAUGAGGUGGACCAAAUCGAGCGUAGUAGACAGACAGCAGAAAGUUGUUUGAAUGUGCUGCUUAAUAUACAGACGGAGGACGAAAUCAAGACUUUCGCCGCAAAAAUAAAUGGAGGCAGAGAACCAGUCCUGACACGAAACAGCUCGGUAGCUGCUGAACGUGUUACACCAGCUGCUAUUCCAAGCAGCGAGGACCUUCCACCUCCCCCGAGGUUUCAAGACGACGCUGCGAGCCAACACUCGAACCGAUCAGGCCGUGCUGCUCGCGUGCCUCCGCCAGUUCCCGAGCCCCGACAUACCCCAAGGAUGGGAGGUCUUCGUAGGUUAGGGACCGUCAUGAACCGACGAAAGAGCGUCGUUUUAGGCUCUGGCACCUCCAUUCCUACUGAGAAGAAGAGUCGACCAGGUUUUGGUUUCCGACGAGGAGACUCAAGUUCAAAUGUGCACACGCAACUUCCUUCUACUCCUCCGGGCCGGGACACUCCCAGCAUUGCUGGCGAGUCCAUAGGCAGCCCACCCCCUACUGCAUCUACUGCCAAUGAAUAUAUUCAAACCGAGGACACUACCACUAUUACUCCCAUCCCGGAAACAAAUGAAACCGCUGCAACCACGAAUGGAUUGGCAUCCAAUCACGCUGAUACAGCGGCAGCAAAUCAGAUCCAUGUGGACUCCGAGGGAUAUUCGGAGAGACCGCAAUUGGUUGAUGACAUCACUCAAGCUCAGAGAGAAGCAUCAGGACUGGAGGACACCGGUCUCAACUUGACUAUUCGGGACCAGCCCAUUCAAGAAGACGAGACGCAAGCACAGCAGGCCUUGAAUGAAACGGCAAAUGCUCUUCGUAUGCAAGGGUUGCAGGUCGGACUCAGGAGAAAUGCGGGCACCAUCCGUGGCCGUCGCGAUGUCCGAAACACAGCUUUCAUAGCACCAUCCACAGCUGCGGAAAUACUGCCUCCAUCUUUAUUAAGCACUUCUGCAGCUACCUCACCUGGCGGACAACUUGAGUCUCCUGCUCCAAUAUCAGCAACUCCGUCUCACGAAGAUCGAGCAAUGUCAGAUACAACUUCGAUUCACUCAUCACACACCCUACACACUAUCGCAGGACCGGUUUCUCAUCCAGAACUUCACGAACCUGGCUUGAAUGCCUCCAUCAUCGAAACCGUAAGCAGUUGGUUUGAAAACAGUAAUGUGACGAAAUCAUUCGUUGUUGGUGAGCUAGCGUUGGCAUAUAAUGCCACACCAGGGUCAACGACUUCUGAACAUGUCGUCCGCUUGGAUAACUUUGUUUUGCUCGAGAAAGUCGCUGCCAACCCUCAUUUCGUUACAGAGGUUUCUAAGACUGAUGACGAAAAGCGAGGGGAAUACAAUGUUGCCGUGGAGAAAAUUGCUCGUGCCAUUCCAACAGUCGCUUUCAAAUACCAAGUCCAUAUUGCCCCGCCAGAUCUAGCAUCGUAUUCUCCGGUGUUGUUUAGGCCGGUGUGGAACAUUGAGGAGUUUCAGGCAAGUGUCAUAGUGUUUUAUUCCGUCAACCCGGCAUUCGUGGACAAACCCGCAACGGGUUCCCUACAUUUGAAGAAUGUCAUGAUCACGGUCAACUUAGACCUCAGUCCCGAGGACGAAACAACCAAGCAACCCCGGGAAGUGGUUCGUGCAACGGGGGCUGUCAUGUAUCCGAACACGGGUGCGCUGUUCCGUCGCAAGCACUCUGCGGUUGUUUGGAAAAUCCCCGAACUCGAAGUCCGGGUAGGAUCAGAAGAGAAGCUCCUGGCACGAUUCACGACGUCAGCAAGCUGGCCACGGAAGGGUAAAGUCGAAGCCAAGUUCGAGCACCAUACGACAGACUCAACGUCGCGCUUGGGUGUGAGUCUUGCCGAAACUGCAGGUCCGGGAACUACGGACCAGGCAGAGCGCGAUCCGUUUGCUGAUGAUGGCUCGAUACCUUCUCAAUCAGCAUCCAUUAGCACUUCCUGGAAGCCAGUUCAUACCUUGCGCAAGUUAGCCGCGGGGAAAUACGUUGCAUCUUGA
Molecule: messenger RNA, 2622 nt
Organism: Talaromyces stipitatus ATCC 10500
Lineage: Eukaryota; Fungi; Ascomycota; Eurotiomycetes; Eurotiales; Trichocomaceae
Exons: 8
Coding region: 1-2622 (873 amino acids)
Biological process (GO): septin cytoskeleton organization
Cellular component (GO): endocytic vesicle; cytoplasm; cell division site
Source: RefSeq, a predicted model, not a curated record